This is a messenger RNA of Brassica napus (rape), 2773 nucleotides long. RefSeq names its product NAC domain-containing protein 96. Lineage: Eukaryota; Viridiplantae; Streptophyta; Magnoliopsida; Brassicales; Brassicaceae. The coding region runs from base 1570 to 2442 and encodes 290 amino acids. Gene Ontology annotation, molecular function: DNA binding. The record is from RefSeq and is a predicted model, not a curated record. Gene Ontology annotation, biological process: regulation of DNA-templated transcription. The transcript has 4 exons.
CAAAAAUGGUAGAGAUCUGUUACGGUCAUUCAAUGAUAUCGCACCAAAAGCACCUUAGGCCUUCUUGCUCGAUAGCACUCAAAACAUAGUGAACGUUGUCACUUUUUCUCUUCAAUAUUUGAUGCCUUUCUAAUACUAACUGCAUUAAAUGUCUUGUUUCAUGUCGUUCAUGAUUAAGUCACUUUUCAUAUUCAUGACUAGUAGACUAGCUUGGUUUUUAAAUAUUCACUUAUCUCCACUUUCCAUAAUUAGGAUAGAAUCAAGAGUUCUUGUUAGGUAAUUAAAGGUUCAGAUAUAACCUUGGUUCCCGUUUAAAUUCUAGAUUUCUGUUCCAGCUCUGCACAACUUCAAUUCAAACCUCUUUGGGAAAGUCAUGCUUCAACAAUUUCCACCGUUGCCGGAAAUGAAAAUUUUCUAUUUUUAUACUAGUUCUUUUUUGUUAAAGAACUUUAUAUCUUAGAAUAGUUGUAUGACAACUUCUUAGUUUUUGUUUCCAAAAAAAUAUUCAAAGUGACUCUUUGGUACUUCUUAAGGAACAAAUAAAUUAAUUAGAAGCUGAAAAUAUGUUUUGGUCCGAUUAGAGUAGCCGCUGGGCCACCUGCUUGUUCCGACUACUCGUGGUUUUCAUUUUCACUUUCUCCUUCUUUAUGACAUAAAAGUGAUUAGUUGCACUAAAAAGUUCGCUGUCCUACGCAUGGUGACGUGUAGUAAUAUUUAAAACUCAAUAUUACAGUAAUAUAUGGCUUGGAUACUUUUUUAACUCAUUUAAAGGUAAAAGUUGUACACAAUAUAUGGUAUUUGCUGAUUAAAAAUAUAUUAAAUCUAUUAAUUUGAUACAAAAAAAACCAAAACGACAUACUACAUCAUACACAUUAGUUGUAUAACGUCAAAUUAAAAUGAUAAGCCUAACAAACAAGAUUAUAAGGCUUUAUAAGCCAAUACAUAUAUAAGUUUGAACAAAAGAAAGCCAAUAUGAAUGAGUUGUUAAUUGCUUGCGCCUAAGUGUGAACAAGUCUAGAUGGGUAUAUUUACUUUGUUUUCUUUUCUUCUGUAGAACACUUCAGACAAGUUAUGUCUUAGUCACUUUAUCGGUCUCCCAUAGUUUUGUAACAAAUAAAAGCCGCAUUCUAAAAACUUUUCUAAUCCCAACAAAAAUCUAUUUAUUAUUCAAUGCUCUACCAACUUUGUUCUAUAUAUAUUCAGGACUCCAUAACCAUUCAACACUCUACCAACCUUAUAUCUCUAAUCACUCUCUUAAUCAUUCACAAAUCACUUUUGAAGCUUUCACACCACUAUUUCUUUCUUGGAAAAUCCUCUCUCAAUUUCCCUUCUUCGGACAAUGUUCUUGUCACACAGAGAAUGCCAUCGACUUGAGUUGCAAUCUCUCCUAAACAACAAAACGAGCGUUGAGAAGCGUUUCUAUUUCUGGAUUUUUCAAAUAUUAACAGUUGUAGCUUCGUGAUCGUGACUUCAAUUGUAAUAUCUCUUUCUGAAUUUUAAAUAUUUACGUGGGUCAAGAUUUUAGCCGUUUCUUGUGUACAAAGUCACUUAGUGUCAGAGUUAUUGCAAAUGGGAAGUUCAAGUUUACCUCCAGGAUUCCGGUUCCAUCCUACUGAUGAAGAACUCAUCGACUAUUACUUGAAAAGAAAAGUGGAAGGCCUCGAAAUCGAGCUUGAAGUCAUCCCCGUUAUUGAUCUUUAUAAAUUUGAUCCGUGGGAGUUACCAGACAAGUCUUUUCUCCCAAACCGGGACAUGGAAUGGUUCUUCUUCUGUUCAAGGGACAAAAAAUAUCCUAAUGGUUUGCGUACAAACCGAGGAACAAAGGCGGGUUACUGGAAAGCAACCGGAAAAGACCGGAAAAUUACAUGUCGUUCAUCUUCUACGGUCGGUUAUAGAAAAACCCUAGUUUUCUAUAAAGGUCGUGCUCCGUUAGGCGAUAGAACUAGUUGGCUCAUGCAUGAAUAUCGACUAUGCGAUGAUGAGAGUUCAUCACAAGGUUCACAAUAUUUCAAGGGAGCUUUUGUGUUAUGCCGUGUGGCUAAGAAGAACGAGAACAAGAGUAACUCAAAAAUUCAAAGAAACCUAAGUGAACAAACACUUGGAUCAGGAGAAAGUUCGGGUUAUUCAAGUCGUGUGACUUCACCUAGUCGUGAUGGAAGGGUGCCGUUUCACUCAUUUGUCAAUCCGGUUUCUACAGAAACCGACUCUUCCAACAUUUGGAUUUCACCUGAUUUCAUUCUUGAUUCUUCAAAAGACUAUCCUCAAAUCCAAGAUGUUGCACCUGAGUACUUUCAAGACUUUGAUUUUCCGGUUUUCGGUAAUCAAGACGUUGAUGUUCGAGCGAGUACCUUGAAUGCAAAUGUAGAUCAGAGCAUAGACGAAUCUAUGCAAACUGGUUACUGGACAAAUUGUUGGUACGAUCAAACCGGUUUAUUUGAUUAAUCCGAUUUCUCCUAGCUAGACGGACUUUCGUUGAGGUCGGUCUCUCUUUUAAGACAAAAACAACUUUUAUCGUUCGAGUCAUCUAAAUUUUAGCACUGGUCUAUCGAUUGUUUAAUUAUUCUGUUUCAUUACAAUUAAUAUUAUGGAUUUACUAUAUAUAUUAAUAUUAUAGGUACGUAUUUGAAGAUAUAUGUUGUUUUCUUUGUGGAAUUUCUUUUUCUUCAGUAGGACUGUGUAUUAUUGUCAUCUUAUGUAUGCAACGAUCUCUCAGUGUUACGAUGAUGAUUAGUUGUACCACGCACUAUAUAAAGAAAUUUUUUUCUUGACGUCA